Molecule: messenger RNA, 660 nt
Organism: Acanthosepion pharaonis
Lineage: Eukaryota; Metazoa; Mollusca; Cephalopoda; Sepiida; Sepiidae
Source: the annotation of a GenBank genome assembly
AUGCCAGAAAUGUUAAUUAACAUUUUUAUCCUGAUAUUUGAUAUAGCAUUGUCUUCGUAUCUAUGUUUUAUUUUUCUAUCUAUCGUUUUUGAAUUCUUUUACUUCUUUCCAUCGAAUAUUCUUUUAAAUAUAAUCGCUGUUUUCAGGUUUUUUUUCCUCUAUAUUUCAAGAAAGGAUUUCAAACAUUUAUUUAUUCGCAACCUCGAUUUGAAUAUUCUUCUUUUAUUUAUAUAUCCACUGGCCAUUUUUAUUUAUUUAUUUAUUUUUUUGUAUUUUCUUCUAUUCAAUUUUUAUCCUUUAUUUCUUUCUUGUAACUUUCUUCUGUUUCAUUUUCUUUCUUUCGUUCUUUCGUUCUUUCUUUCUUUCUUUUUUAUUGCAUAUUUUUUUCUUUUUCAUCUUCGUUUUUUUGCCUUUUUCCUCUUUGAAUAUUUCUUUCUUUAUUUUUUGUAUUUUCCUAUGUCGUUUUCUUUGUUUCUUUCUUUCUCAGAGAUGUUUUCUAUUUCGUCUUUUUCUUUCUUUUUAAAUUUCUUUCUUUAUUCUUCUAUUAUUUUUCUUUCUUUUUGUUUUUUUCCUCUAUUUUCUCAUAUUUCUUUCAUACCUUCUUUUUCUAUUUCAUCCUCUUUUUGUAUUUUUCAUACUUCUACGGAAGUUUUCAUGUAG